ACACCGAUUGGCUGCAGUAGCCAACGCCAGUGUUGAUGCUCACGACGCUGGUGUUGCGGACUCCGCGACCCGGCUGUGCACCCGGUGGGUCAUGGUGCUGGGUCGUGGGUCGCGGUGCCUCCGAAGCCUGUCAGCGCUGGGAGCCGCCUGCGCGCGCCGCGGUCUGGGUCAAGCCCUGCUGGGAGUUUCUCUGUGUCACACAGACUUCAGGAAGAGUCUGACUGUGCAGCAAGACAUGAUGAAGGUUGAGUUGCUGCCCGCCCUGACUGACAACUACAUGUACCUGGUCAUUGAUGAGGACACCCAGGAGGCUGCCAUCGUGGACCCGGUGCAACCCCAGAAGGUCAUAGAAACAGCGAAGAAGCUCCGUGUGAAGCUGACCACAGUGCUCACCACUCACCACCACUGGGACCAUGCUGGUGGGAACGAGAAGCUGCUGAAGCUGGAGCCUGGGCUGAAGGUGUAUGGAGGUGACGACCGCAUCGGGGCCCUGACUCACAAGGUCACACACCUUUCCACACUGCAGGUGGGGUCCCUCAGUGUCAAGUGUCUGUCCACACCGUGCCAUACUUCGGGACACAUCUGUUACUUUGUAAGCAAGCCUGGUAGCUCAGAACCCUCUGCUGUGUUCACAGGUGACACAUUGUUUGUUGCUGGCUGUGGGAAGUUCUAUGAAGGAACUGCAGAUGAGAUGUACAAGGCACUGCUUGAAGUCUUGGGCCGGCUUCCUCCAGACACAAAAGUCUACUGUGGCCAUGAAUACACCAUAAACAACCUUAAGUUUGCACGCCAUGUGGAACCCAACAAUGCUGCCAUUCAGGAGAAACUGGCCUGGGCCAAGGAGAAGUAUGCCAUCGGGGAGCCCACGGUGCCAUCCACCCUGGCUGAAGAGUUCACCUACAACCCCUUCAUGAGAGUGAAGGAGAAGACUGUGCAGCAGCACGCGGGUGAGACGGACCCCGUGACCACCAUGAGGGCCAUCCGAAGGGAGAAGGACCAAUUCAAGGUGCCACGGGACUGAGGCACCCAGGACAGGGACUUCUAAGUGACUGUCCUGCUGCUCAUGCAGGAUCUAGGCUAAUUUUAAGUUAAUGCAAAGCCUUUAACUUGUGUAAUCAAAUGUUCUAAUGCAUAUUUAUAAGCGAGAAAGGUUAAAAGUAUUUAUUCCCAUAACCCCUAUUUGUGGACUCCACAUUAUCUCUGGCUUUACAGGUAUAUAGUUUCAGGGUCCUGUGGUCCC
Molecule: messenger RNA, 1240 nt
Organism: Acomys russatus (golden spiny mouse)
Lineage: Eukaryota; Metazoa; Chordata; Mammalia; Rodentia; Muridae
Gene: Hagh
Product: hydroxyacylglutathione hydrolase
Exons: 9
Coding region: 92-1021 (309 amino acids)
Biological process (GO): glutathione metabolic process
Cellular component (GO): mitochondrion
Molecular function (GO): hydroxyacylglutathione hydrolase activity
Source: RefSeq, a predicted model, not a curated record